Messenger RNA from Mauremys reevesii (Reeves's turtle), 3357 nucleotides. It is a transcript of the gene PPP1R3D, whose product is annotated as protein phosphatase 1 regulatory subunit 3D. The record is from RefSeq and is a predicted model, not a curated record. Gene Ontology annotation, biological process: regulation of glycogen biosynthetic process. The transcript has a single exon. Gene Ontology annotation, cellular component: protein phosphatase type 1 complex. The coding region runs from base 36 to 959 and encodes 307 amino acids. NCBI's taxonomy places the organism in Eukaryota, Metazoa, Chordata, Testudines, Geoemydidae. Gene Ontology annotation, molecular function: protein phosphatase 1 binding; glycogen binding.
CAGCAUCAAUUUUGUCACCUUGCCUUCAGGAAACAAUGGAGGUACGUGUUCCUCGGAGGAGCCCCAGUUACCUCUCCGAUCUGUAUCAGAACAUGCUAAGGGCUGAAGAAGCAUUGGGUCCAGGACGGUCGCGGCAGGAGCACCAGCCACUGCGUGGCAGCAGGGCCAGUCUGAGCACCCUACCCAAGAGGGAGCCACAGCCCAGUCAUCUUCAGAGCAGCACUACUAUCAGCUGUGACCCACACCUGCAGCCUAUCAUACGCCGACGAGCCAGGUCUUUGCCCACUUCUCCUGAGAGGUUGAAGAAUACAGCAACACAGUGCCAUGUUCCUGGGUGCAAGAGAAGCCGCAUAAACCGUGUGAGAUUUGCUGAUGCAUUGGGCUUGGAGCUGGCUGAAGUGAAAGUCUUUCAGGUUGGGGAGGACCCAUCCAUCCCCUUGCAUGUCCUGUCCAGGCUUUCCAUCAACUCGGACCUUUGUUGCAGCCAGCUGGAUAUGGAGAUCACCAUGCAGUGCUUGGUACCUGACUUCCAGCAGCCUGUGGACUGUGUGGACUUCUCCACCCGCCUUCAUCAGCAGCUGGUGUGUCUAGAAUGUGUGACCAGCUCAGACCUGGGGCUCAGUGGCACUAUCCAAGUUCUCAAUUUGGCCUUUGAGAAGCAGGUGUCUGUGCGCUACACCUUCAACCAGUGGAAGAGCGUGCAUGAAGUGUGUGCUCAUUGGCACAGCAGCAAUCCUGAGGCGGAUGGGAAGGGACAAGCUGAUGUCUUCACUUUCUUUCUCCCCAUGCCUCCUUUCCUUCUCCAGCUGUGCUCUGUAGUCCAGUUUGCAGUGAGAUAUCGUGUCAAUGGGCAGGAGUACUGGGAUAACAACCAAGGUAAGAACUACAGCUUCACCUGCAGGAGUCACCUUCUCAAGAUGCCAAGGGAAUGUGAGGCGAGCUGGAUCCACUUCAUCUGAGCAAGAAGAAGAUAUAUGGAUAUGGAAUGGCUGCAGUGGCCUUUUCUUCCUUGGUGUUCCUCUCUGCUUCUCUGACAGCACAGAAAUCCUUCAAGAGGCAAAGAUGUUUCAAAAUGAGAGUAACAAGUGAUCUGUACAAAACUUUUGUGUAAGAGCUCCAGAAAGGAUAAAGGGCCAAAAUCUGCAUGGAUUUACAUCCCUGGAGACUUCAUGGGAUUCAAAGAGAUUUCAUAGACAGGAAUCAGGGCAGAACUGGCUCAAAGGGACACUGUCAGGCUAAAUAUAUCAAAAGGAAAAUUGUGUUACUAAUAAUACUUUACAUAAACAAAAAUUUAAAAUUCCAACUUAUUUGUCACCAUUUUAUACUGUUUAAUUUUGUACACUUAACUACCUGGAAAAUAGGUUAGCUUUACUUUUUUGUUAUAGUUUUGUUUGUAGUAUUACCUUGGUUCUUGGGCAUAAUUCCAGUGCUGAAAACACUGCAGGGCAAUGUUUAUAUCCAAAUUAUUUGUAUUCCUAUUUAAACACAUAAAAAUAUUUCUAUUAAUAUUUGGUUUUAUUAUUAUUUAACAAAAUCUAACUAUUGAUCUGAAACUACCUGACGGGGUCCCCAUAAAUAAGGUUUUAACCUGAUUCUUUUUCUUACUCUUAUUAUUUUUAAUAUCCAGUGCUUGCCAUUGAUACAGUCAGAAUGAUUCUUGCUAAGAUGUGUUUCUUAAGCCAUAAGGCUGGCGUCCUUGGGGGAAGGCCUGAUAUUUUCAAGGAGAGGUUCAAGCAGUUCUCUGGAUAAAGUUUUAAAAUACAAACUUGUUCUUUCCUUGCAUAACUAUUUUCACUAAACAAAACCAGAGCAGUUUUGCACUUUUAAUUGCAUCUUCCACCUGAGGAUCUCAAAGCCCAAAACAAAUGUUAAUGAAAAAAGCCUCACUGCCCCUGUGUGAGACAGGUAAUUGUGCCUAUUUACAAAUGGAAACAGACACAAGAGGUUGAGUACCAGGGCCACACAGUGAAUCAGUUACAGAACCAUGGAACAGAUCCCAGGAAUUGUGAUUCCUAACCCUCCCUUCCAAUACCCUAUUAACAUAGUAUUUUGAAUCCUAAAAUUAGCUAGUUCUGAUCUUUUUUGACCAGUGGAACAAGAAGUUAUGGGCUCCCUCCUCUCUAGCAAAAAGUGUGGUCUGCAGGGAGGGUCAGUGGCAUAGCUGGUAAAUCCAUGUCUGCUUGGAUCCACGGGCAGAAGUCUCCCCUCUACGGGAGUGGGAACACAGCAACCACUUGGAGAGAAUGGCCUUCUCAGUACUCAGCCUGUUGCUUGUCCUCUUUGUUGGUGAGGAUUUGAGCCUAUACAUUUUUUGUGAUAUAUGCAAGCUUCAGUUUGGAAAAGAGAUGACAUCUGCCAUUAUGAAAAUGUGUGAAAAACUUUUCAGAUAGCUAGAUACGUUGUUAAUACAGCCUAAAUAUUAAAAAAUGAUUUGUGAUCUUGGGUGCCUGAAUUUGGAGUGCUCAGCUAAAGGCACCUUAAAGGGGACUGAUUUUAAAGAAGGCAGGUGAUCGGCACUUUCUGAAAAUCAGGGCCCCUUUAAGGUGUCUCAAGUUGGAUAUGAAAAAUUGAAGCACCAAAAUCAAUAAUCACUUCUGAAAAUUAAGGCCAUAAGCAACACACACAGCCAGGUGCAUACUAGUACAAAUAUGCACACACCUGUGUUAUCCAGUGCAGCCUUAUGUCAUUAAAUGCCUAAGAAGUGAUUGGUAUCCAACUUAAAAUGUUAAUGCUUUUUAAAAAAAAGUUCAUUAAAGAAAUAAGAAACAAUUACUUUUUUAAAGUGCAUACAUAAAAUAAUUGGACUGGAGAUGUCAUUCUAACCUUAAUCAGCUUUUUUUUAAUUAAGCACUUUUAAUAUCCUGUCCUAACAUUGAUUUUAACAAAGUGGACAAUAGGUCAAUACGGCAAGUUUUAGAGGCCAAAGAGCUUAAAAACCGCUCUUUUAAAUCUACCGUCUGGUACCUAAAGUCUCUAGGUAACUCUCAGAAUUCCUCAUUUUCAAAUUUCAGUUGUCAACCACCAGCUGAAAUUGACAAGGGACAUUUCCCACUCUCUGCUGGUUGCCAAAUAUUCAAUACGUCUUAAAAUAUAAAAAUCUUAUGGGGGAACUAUCCAAAUUAAUACCAUUAAGAGGCAGAUUUGGCUGGUGGAAAGAUCAGAGCGUGGCAAUCUGAAAAACCAGGUUCUGUUCCCCACUCUUCUACUGUUUUCUGUACGACUUUGGACAAGUCAUUCAACCUCUCCAUGAUCUGUUUCUCUUAUGUAAAGUGGGAAUAAUACUCACUUUUUAUAAUGGUUUUGAUAUCCAUGUAUAGAAGGUGCUCUCUGUAAUAACUGCAUUAUAAUCUAUAAUAA